AUGUGGCCCGGUUGCAGGCCAUUGAGGCCUUACUGCGCAACGCUGCAGGCUCAAAAGUCAUCCCGACGGAGACUUGUUUGCGCCUUCAACCAGACUCGAUUACUGUUCGACUCGCCACGAUGUCGACAGAACGCCGCCUCCGCUGGAGCGUCUCAACCUGCGCCACAGAGUCAGGUGCCCAUUCCCCCAAAUGCCACGAAGAAAGUGGAAGAAAAGCAAGCCAAACCAGUAAAGGCCAUCCCAUACAGUGAACUUACGAUUGGUGUUCCCUUGGAAGUCCGCACUAAUGAGAAGAGAGUCGCCAUAACUCCUACCAACGCCAAGCUGUUGAUCAAGAAAGGCUUCAAAGCAGUUCUCGUUGAACAAGGUGCUGGCUUCCAAGCACAGUUUUCGGCCCAUGAGUAUGAGGAAGCUGGUGCGACCCUGGUCAAUGCUAGCCGAGUAUGGUACGACAGCGACAUUGUGUUGAAGGUGCGGCCACCUAGGCUCAGGAGUACCACCCUCUCGCCAAACAAUUUCAUCCAAGGAUUCCGAGAAGGUGGUGUAAUGAUCAGCAUUCUGCAACCGAACAUCGAGCGUAACAAGAAGAUCGUCGAUGAGCUGGUGAGAAAGAAGGUCACUUCUUUUGCCAUGGACCAGAUUCCUCGCAUUACGCGAGCUCAGCAGUUCGAUGUACUCAGCAGUAUGGCCAACAUUGCUGGAUACAAGGCUGUCCUCGAGGCGAGCAACCACUUUGGACGAUAUUUGACUGGUCAGACGACAGCAGCUGGAAAAGUGCCACCCUGCAAGAUGCUAGUAAUUGGUGCUGGAGUCGCAGGUCUCAGCGCAAUAACUACCGCAAAGCGAAUGGGCGCCAUCGUUCGAGGAUUCGAUACGAGGUCCGCUGCCCGAGAGCAGGUCCAGUCCCUUGGGGGCGAGUUCAUCGAAGUCAGUGUCAAAGAAGAUGGCUCGGGAUCCGGAGGCUAUGCGAAGACGAUGUCCAAGGAAUAUCACGAGGCUCAGCUGAAGCUCUUCAUGGAGCAAGCCAAGGAAGUUGACAUCAUUAUCACGACUGCCUUAAUUCCGGGGAAGCCAGCGCCAAUCUUGAUUACGGAGGAAAUGGUCGCAGCUAUGAAGCCUGGAUCCGUGAUCGUUGAUCUUGCUGCUGAGAACGGUGGCAAUUGUGAGGUCACUGUACCUGGUGAACUUGUCCAACGGGAUGGUGUGACAGUCAUCGGAUAUACUGAUCUGCCUUCUCGUCUGCCGACUCAAGCUUCGACAUUGUAUUCCAACAACAUCACGAAGUAUCUGCUGUCCAUGUCACCGAAAGAAGGGCACUUUGGCAUCGACCUCAAUGAUGAAGUGGUUAGGCGGUCGAUCGUGACACAUGAAGGAGAAUUGGUACCGCCGUUGCCUCCAGUGGCUCCACCCCCGGCACCAGCUGUGAAGCCUGUCGAGGUCAAGGAAGAUAUUGUAGCGCUCACUCCAUGGCAGAAGACUACCAGAGAGGUGGCCACCGUCACUGGUGCAAUGGGAACUGCUCUCGCGCUUGGAAAGAUGACUGGACCGAUUUUCAUGGGCAACUUGUUCACUUUCUCCUUGACAGGUCUGAUCGGCUACCGUGUCGUCUGGGGAGUGGCACCAGCCCUUCAUUCUCCUCUGAUGUCCGUCACCAACGCCAUCUCUGGGAUGGUAGGAAUUGGAGGGUUCUUCAUCAUGGGCGGUGGUUACCUACCACAGACUCUACCCCAAAUUCUCGGUGCCGCAUCCGUGCUUCUGGCAUUCGUCAACGUCUCAGGCGGCUUCGUUAUUUCGAAGAGAAUGCUGGACAUGUUCCGAAGACCAACUGAUCCACCGGAGUAUCCUUGGCUUUACGCCGUACCGGCAGCAGUCUUUGGUGGCGGCUUCCUGGUGGCUUCAGCGACCGGAAUGGCAGGUCUCGUCCAGGCUGGAUACUUGGCCAGCUCCAUGCUGUGCAUCGGCUCCCUGACCGGUCUAGCAUCACAAGCCACAGCCCGAACCGGUAACCUACUCGGCAUGCUCGGUGUCGGAUCCGGCGUCCUAGCCUCCCUCGCCGCCGUUGGCUUCUCCCCAGAAACCCUCAUCCAGUUCGUCGGCGUAGCAGGUGUAGGCAGCAUCCUCGGCGCCCUGAUCGGCCGCCGCAUCACACCCACCGAACUUCCCCAAACAGUCGCAGCCCUCCACUCCGUCGUCGGUCUCGCCGCAGUCCUCACCAGCAUCGGCUCCGUCAUGGCCGCCAUCUCCCACCUCGACAUGCUCCACAUGGUCACCGGCUACCUCGGCGUCCUCAUUGGCGGCGUCACUUUCACAGGCUCAAUCGUCGCCUUCCUCAAACUCGCCGGCCGCAUGUCUUCCCGCCCGACUGUCCUCCCCGGCAAACACCUCAUCAACUCUGCCCUCCUCGGCACGAACAUCGCCACCAUGGGCGCUUUCUGCAUGUUCGCCCCUGGCGCCCCUCUCAUCGCUGCUACGUGUCUCGGCGUCAACACCGCGCUCAGCUUCGCCAAGGGCUACACCACCACAGCAGCAAUCGGUGGCGCGGACAUGCCCGUCGUCAUCACAGUGCUGAACGCAUACUCGGGCUUCGCCCUCGUCGCUGAAGGCUUCAUGCUCAACUCCCCAAUCCUCACAAGCGUAGGCUCCCUCAUCGGCGUCAGCGGCUCCAUCCUCUCCUACAUCAUGUGCGUCGCCAUGAACCGCAGCCUAACCAACGUCCUCUUCGGCGGCAUCGCCACAGCCCCAGCCAACACCAACCAAAAGAUCGAAGGCGAAAUAACGAAAACCACCGUCGACGAAACCGUACAGACCCUCAAAGACGCGCAGAAGGUCGUGAUCGUGGUUGGUUACGGCAUGGCAGUGGCCAAAGCGCAGUACCCCAUCGCGGACAUCGUAGCAAUGCUCAGAACCAUGAACGUCGAAGUCGUCUUCGCCAUCCACCCCGUGGCAGGCCGCAUGCCGGGACAAUGCAACGUCUUGCUAGCCGAAGCUUCCGUGCCCUACGACAUUGUGCUGGAAAUGGAUGAAGUGAACGAAGCAGGUUUCGAUGAUGUUGAUCUAACGUUAGUCAUUGGGGCUAAUGACACGGUGAAUCCCAUUGCGUAUGAGCCUGAUAGUCCUAUCGCCGGCAUGCCCAUCAUCAACGCGUACAAAUCCAAACAAGUCAUCGUCAUGAAGCGUGGUAUGGGGAGUGGAUACGCUGACUUGCCGAACCCCAUGUUCUAUGCGCCGAACACGAAGAUGCUGUUCGGGGACGCUAAGACGAGUUGCGAUGCUAUCAAAUCGGCGCUGGAUGCUGCGAGGUAG
Messenger RNA from Fulvia fulva, 3303 nucleotides. Its product is annotated as NAD(P) transhydrogenase, mitochondrial. The transcript has 2 exons. NCBI's taxonomy places the organism in Eukaryota, Fungi, Ascomycota, Dothideomycetes, Mycosphaerellales, Mycosphaerellaceae. The record is from RefSeq and is a predicted model, not a curated record. Gene Ontology annotation, molecular function: NADP binding; NAD binding. Gene Ontology annotation, biological process: NADPH regeneration; proton transmembrane transport. Bases 1 to 3303 code for a protein of 1100 amino acids. Gene Ontology annotation, cellular component: mitochondrial inner membrane.